CCUCAUCAACAGGCAACAAGACUCCUCAUAACCAACUUCCCCCAGAACAUUGAUCCCCGUACAGCGCAUUCAGCCAAAGACCGUCAGUAUGUCCUUCGAUCAACUUUCCUCGUUAGAGUCGCAGCCGACUACCAUGCGACGGCAGGACGACCCUCAAUACUCCGAUGAUCCUGAGUUUCAACGCCUGUCGCAAGAACUCAUGACCAAACUCUUCACAUUGACGGGCAAUAUCUCGAGACUUUCCAACGAGAUAGCCCUUCUAGGCACGAAGCGAGAUACAGAGAGGGUGCGGGAAAGAGUGCACGAUCUUUUGGAGGAAUCCAAAGAUACCUUUAAGGAAGUUGGGGAGGGCGUGAAGAAGAUCCAGUCUUGGGAGGAUGUUAGCGUAUGUACAUGCUUAUUUGGUUUCUGGAGAAACAUGCUAAUCUGGGUGCAGCCAUCGCAGAAAUACACUCAGCAGAAGCUCGCCCGAGAAUUCCAAAACAAUCUCCAAGAAUUCCAGUCAGUUCAGCGAUUAGCACUCGAAAAGCAACGCACAUCUGCAACGGCAGCACGGAGCGCAUUGGAAGAAUCACAAUCUCCUGGGACCGAAGGCACGAGUCCAUUUGGACAGCAGCAAGCGCAAGAACAAUUGCGACUCGCCUCCCAAGAUGAGGUGGAUUUCCAAGAUUCGCUGAUUGUAGAACGAGAGGCGGAGAUCCGGAAUAUUGAGCAAGGCGUCACAGAGCUGAAUGAACUAUUCCGAGAUGUAGCGCAUAUCGUUACAGAACAGGGUGAGAUGCUUGACGAUAUAGCAAGUAACGUCGAGAAUACCCGAAACGAUACUCAAGGUGCAGAUCGUGAGUUGAGAAGUGCUGCAAGAUACCAGAAGAACGCAAGAUCCAAGGCUUGCUGUUUACUUUUGAUUCUAGCCGUUAUUCUCACAAUUGUAAUUCUGGCCGCUGUUGUAGGUUAAGCAAGGGUAUUAUAUUGAUUUUUGAGGUGGAGCUUGGAGUUUGGCGUUUAGAAGUUGAUCAUUUUGGGCUUUACAGUAGGCCCCGAACUCGACCGGUGUACGCAUUAUUGUUGCAAUUGGGGUUGGAUUGAGGUUCACAUAGCUUUACAGUACUACGAAGUCUCGUUUUCUUCUGUGGUUUCAUGGGGGAUGUUGUUAUUGGGAGUUUUCAGCACAGCCAUAGUUAGAACUGUAUAUCACAAGAGAUCGGUCUUUCUCAAUAGUAUAUCUCUUGGACUGCUUAUACUGAGGAGUGUACUGUGCAUAUCGCUUCGUAUCGUC
Hymenoscyphus albidus is the source of this 1276-nucleotide messenger RNA. The record is from the annotation of a GenBank genome assembly. NCBI's taxonomy places the organism in Eukaryota, Fungi, Ascomycota, Leotiomycetes, Helotiales, Helotiaceae.